AUUGGAACCGCCUCUUUCCUUGCGGCUUUCUGCGUUUGGCGCCCUCAAAGGAAUCCGCUUUGGCGGAAAGGUCGCAAUGCAGCCGCAGCCGAAGCGUGUGCCAGUGCCAUGCUUUCAGCCAGCGGCGUUUCCGGCAGUCCGCAUGCCUCAGGCUGGGCAACAUAUGGCGCCGACGGUGCCUCCUCCGGCACAAGCAGCGCCACAAGCGCCGCGGCAGGUGUCGUGGAUUAAUCACGCCUCCUUUACCGCUGCGCCAGGCUACGCGCCGACGCAUGUGCCAAAAAGCUACGGCACGGUGCCUGCUUCCGGUUCCGCUGCGGCCCCCCCGGGCGCCAGCCGGUGCCAGGUCCGUGUGCCAUGUCACUCGCGGAUGAGUGCUGGAUCCAAUCAGGCUUCGCCCGUCCUCGCCUCUCCGCGACGGCCAGGUUCCCCGUGCAAAUCGCCCGAGGCAUCCUUGAAGACGUCUCGCAUGCGAUACUCUUCUGCAGGUCGUACCUAUGAGAAGGACAGACCCAAUGUGGCGGUUCUUACGACAGAGGCAGUCUGCAGCCCGUCUCCUUCUGCCACACGGCCAGCGCCCAAAGCCCGUGGUGCGUAUCGCAGCAGCUCAAGCAGCUCUAGCCUGGAAGGCUCCCCCAGGCGCACGAGGGGUGCAUUCGAGCGCGCCUUGAGCGCCGGCGUGCGCAUGGGCGAGGCGCCAGCUCUCUCUCGUGGGGCGACCGCCAGCUCCUCAUCUGCGCUUCUGGCGGAGGCGGCCAAUGGCAUCCUGCGGCGCAGCUCUGCAGGGCCGGGGCCCGCAGUCGUGGCACGCCAGCGAUCGGGCCGCCGUCCAGGUAGCAAGUCGCCGCCGCGGAAUGCACAGGUGCCCAGAAGGCCUUCCGGCGGUCCGCUGUCCAGCCGCGGCACCCCGGGGAGAAAGUCUGCAGUGGCUAUCGCGGUCACCGGCAACUUGAACAACCUAGUCAGCAGCAACCACACAGAGCCAGAGGCGGAAGCAGAACCGGCUCACCGGUAUGAAGGUGACUUGCGCUCGCAGAACUACAACAAGCAAGUGGCGGCGGCGCUGGCGGCUGGAUUCAGCCAGGAGUCGCUGCCAGCUCCUAGCAAGAUCCGUCCUGCCGAAGUCCACGACCUGAACGGCGCAGGUAACCUCAAGCUGGUGGUCCAGCUUCUGCCAUCGGAGAUCGUCAACUGGAAGGACGUGCAGCUGAUUAAGCCCGUGAGCAUGGGCUCCUUUGGGGAGGUCUUCCUGGCCAGGCUUCGCGGUCAGCACGACGUGAGCGUCAAGCGCAGCUUGCUACGGAAUGAUGGAUCCAUGACAGCGGAGCAGCUCCGGAACUUGGAGAGGGAGAUCAACUCCUACAGAACGUUGCAGCACCAGUACAUCGUGAAGUACAUCGGCUGCAUUCUGGAGCACCCCAAUCUGGCCAUCGUCACUGAGUAUCUUCCCAACGGCAACUUGUUCGACCUCCUGUACAUGCAAAAAGUCAACCUCAAGGCAGCCCUGAGGCUCAAGAUCUCCAGCCAGAUGUGCAAGGCCAUCGCCUACAUGCACAGUUUGCAGCCGAUGCUGAUCCACCGGGACCUGAAGACCCAGAAUCUGGUGCGAAUGGCUUCGGGGUCGCCGAAUCUCGGGGAGCUGAAACUGCUUCGGAAGUGGAGGAAAGAAGAGCGGGCCAACCCUGUGGACCGCAGAGCCAAGACUACCGCGCUGGGCCGCGAGACCCGGUGGGCCGACGCCUGCUCCUUGCUGCGCCAGCUGCGCUUGGAUGCCGUUGGACUGGACACCAUUGCGCACAAUGCCGUCAUCAAGGCCUGCGAGCGAGGUUCGCAGUGGCCCGAGGCCCUGCGCCUCUUCGGCGAAGUCGGAGCGCCAGAUUUGGUGACUUUCAACACCACGAUCAGCGCUCUACAGAGAGGACACGAGUGGCAGCAAGCCUUGCUGCUUGCGGACCAGGUCCAAGUCCUUGGCCUGCGUGGGGACAAAGUGACCUGCGCUGCCUCCUUGCAAGCCUGCGAGCGAGGCGGUCGCUGGGACUUGGCCCUCCAGCUGCUGGCGGAGUUCAGGCAACAGGGCCAAGAGCUCGACCAGGUGUGCCUGAACAGCGCCGUAAGCGCAUGCGGACGAUGCAGGCAGUGGCAGUGGGCUAUCUCCUUGCUGGAGCAAAGCAGGCCCGACGUGGUCACCUACAAUGCCGCCAUGGACGCAUGCAGAGGCCAGCAAUGGCAGCGAUGCCUGACUUUGCUGAAUGAGAUGUUUCACAGCGUCUUGUAUCCCAGCAUCAUCUCCUACAACAUUGCCAUCUCUUCCUGCGAGCAGGGGCCCUGGCAGUUGGUGCUGGAGCUGCUAAAGGAUCUGAAGCUUCAAGGCCUGAAGCCUCGCGCCGACACCUUGAGCGCUGCCAUGCAGGUGUGCUCCAAGGCGCACCAGGCGGAGAUGGCCCUGAACUUGUUGUCCGAGCUUCCAAGAAGCCCAGCCAGGCAACUGUUGGUGGCCCACAACACCGCGUUACACGCCUGCGCCCGGGGCCAGCUGUGGCUUCGCAGCCUGCAGCUCUUGGACCAGAUGUCCACUGUCGCGAUUACCCCGGACGUGCUUUCCUUCACUUCUGCCGUCACUGCUACGGGCAAAGUCCAGCAAUGGGCCGCCGCCAUGGUACUUUUGGAGGAGGCACACACUCGGCAGCUGGGCAACUCGUGGCUGCUCAAUGCGGCGGUGGACGGCUGCAGUCGCGCCUUCCAGUGGCAGGCCGCCCUCGCGGUGUUGCGGAUGGGGUCGCCCAGCAUGAUCGCCCACAGCCUGGCGGUAAGCGCGUGCGCGGCAGCAGGGUCAACCCGGGCAUCUCAAUUGCUGCAAGAAAUGUUGGACGGGGGCUUGGCGCCCGAUCAGCAAGCUAUUGUCGGGAUGAUGGCUGCUUGCAAGGAGGGUGGCCUUUGGGCUCUCGCUUUGCAGCUUCUGGAUGUUCUGGCAGGCUUCUGCGUGCCCAUUGAAGAGACGUCUCAGCAGCCCUUCAGCCUUGCCAUAGGUGCCUGCGACGCCGCGGGCCAAUGGGAGUCUGUUCUCGCAGUGCUGGCUCGGAUGCAAGAUCAGGGCCCCGCACCCAACGCAGUAGCCUUGAACGCGGCCUGCAGUUCGCUGAUGAGCCAUGGGCUCUUGGCGGAGGCGCUCUGCCUUUUCCGCGAGGCCAAGGAGGCCGGGCUCAAUGCCGAGUGCCUAGAUUUCACCAACCCGGCCGACCUGGAUUUGCACGUCUUCCCGGUGGACUUGGCGAAGCUUGCGGUGCUGGAGAAGCUGCUAGAAGCCGCCAUCUCCACGCCAAGAGGCGUGUGCUUGAUCACCGGGCGCGGGCUCCACGGCGAAGGCGACUUGGCGCCGGUGCUGACGCCGGUGCUCUGCGCGUGGCUCCGGGAGGAGCUCGGUCUGGCGGUGGAGGAUGGGGCCAGCCUGGGCAACGAUGGCCGGCUUUGGGUGCCAGAAAGCGCGCUGCAGGAGCUGAGCGUGACGCCAACCUCGGACUAG
This is a messenger RNA of Effrenium voratum, 3520 nucleotides long. The record is from the annotation of a GenBank genome assembly. Lineage: Eukaryota; Dinophyceae; Suessiales; Symbiodiniaceae.